Closterium sp. NIES-67 is the source of this 779-nucleotide messenger RNA. The record is from the annotation of a GenBank genome assembly. NCBI's taxonomy places the organism in Eukaryota, Viridiplantae, Streptophyta, Zygnematophyceae, Desmidiales, Closteriaceae.
UUUCAUUGAUCCCCCUCCCAUUCUCCCCCUGCUUUCAUUGCUCCCCCUCCCAUUCUCCCCUGCUUUCAUUGCUCCCCUCCCAUUCUCCCCCUGCUUUCAUUGCUCCCCCUCCCAUUCUCCCCCUGCUUUCAUUGAUCCCCUCCAUUCCCCCCCUGCUUUCAUUGAUCCCCCUCCCAUUCUCCCCCUGCUUUCAUUGAUCCCCUCCCAUUCUCCCCCUGCUUUCAUUGCUCCCCCUCCCAUUCUCCCCCUGCUUUCAUUGAUCCCCUCCCAUUCUCCCCCUGCUUCAUUGAUCCCCCUCCCAUUCUCCCCUGCUUUCAUUGAUCCCCCUCCCAUUCCCCCCCUGCUUUCAUUGAUCCCCUCCCAUUCUCCCCCUGCUUUCAUUGCUCCCCCUCCCAUUCUCCCCCUGCUUUCAUUGAUCCUCCUCCCAUUCUCCCCCUGCUUUCAUUGCUCCACCUCCCAUUCUCCCCCUGCUUUCAUUGAUCCCCUCCCAUUCCCCCCCUGCUUUCAUUGAUCCCCCUCCCAUUCUCCCCCUGCUUUCAUUGAUCCCCCUCCCAUUCCCCCCCUGCUUUCAUUGAUCCCCCUCCCAUUCCCCCCUGCUUUCAUUGAUCCCCCUCCCACUCUCCCCCUGCUUUCAUUGCUCCCCCUCCCAUUCCCCCCCUGCUUUCAUUGCUCCCCCUCCCAUUCUCCCCCUGCUUUCAUUGAUCCCCCUCCCAUUCUCCCCCUGCUUUCAUUGCUCCCCCUCCCAUUCCCCCCCUGCUUUCAUUGAUCCCCUCCCAUUC